Macrosiphum euphorbiae (potato aphid) is the source of this 1533-nucleotide messenger RNA. The record is from the annotation of a GenBank genome assembly. NCBI's taxonomy places the organism in Eukaryota, Metazoa, Arthropoda, Insecta, Hemiptera, Aphididae.
AUGAUCGAAGUCAACUUUUACAGUGUGGUGUUGGUGCCGUUGGCGGGUUUGAUAUCGUACGCGAUAUGGUCGAGACUACGUAUGCCGGUGGAAUACCGACAUAUCUCGUCCCACGUGCCUUCCGUGACGAAAAGCUUUUGGAGUGAGAUGGUGCUUUCGUGGAAACUUGCGAUGCUGCAGCCUAAAGAUAUAUUGCCAUUUGUAACGGAGUUAUUUAGAGAGAAUGGUCCAGUAGUUCAUUUUAACCUAUCAGGCAGAUCUUACGUUUUGCUAAACGAUCCUGAUGAUUUAAAAGUUCUACUGUCCAGUACACAAUAUAUCAAAAAAGGUCCAGAGUAUGAAAUGUUGAAACCAUGGCUGAACGAAGGCCUUUUAUUGAGCUCAGGUCAGAAAUGGCAUAACCGACGGAAACUCCUCACCAACACGUUUCACUUCAAGACAUUAGACAUGUACAAUCCAUCCAUAAACAAACACUCGCGGAUAUUGGUGGAUAAACUAUUUGACGCGUCUGAGAACGACGAUAAAGAAAUCUCUAUCGCUGAAUAUGUGACUUUGUGUUCUUUGGACAUUAUGUGUGAAACGAUUAUGGGCACUGAGAUGAAUGCUCAAAAAGGUAAAUCAGCUGAAUAUGUUCAUUCGAUUAAAAGUGCUUGCAAAUCGGUGAUUGAACGUAUUUUCAAAUUCUGGCUGUGGAAUGAUCUGGUUUUCAGAAUGAGUGGAAGUGGUCAAAGUUUUUUUAAAUCAAUCAAAAUCCUACAUGAGUAUACUGACAACGUAAUUAAAAGAAAACGAGCGUCGUUGAAUAACUCCGGAAUUGAAAAGAUUAGGUCAGACAGUAAAUUCGAAAAACAGCAAAAGAAAUCGUUUUUAGACUUACUCCUCAACGUCUUAAACAAUACGCCGGAUCAGAUGAGCGACAGAGACAUUCGUGAGGAAGUAGAUACGUUUCUUUUCGAAGGCCAUGACACAACUUCCAUUGCUAUGACGAUGAUUUUGGUUUUACUGGGAAUGCAUCCGGAAAUACAAGAUCGAGCCAGAGACGAGCUACGUAGCAUUUUUGGAUACUCUACCAGAGAUGCUACGAUGGAAGAUUUAAAUGCUAUGAAAUAUUUGGAAGCCGUCAUCAAAGAAUCGCUUAGAAUGUACCCAAGUGUGCCAGCCUUUACGAGGGAACUAGAUAAACCAUUACAGCUCAAUAAAUACAUUAUUCCUCCAAUGACUACAAUAACAGUAUAUCCCUUUAUUCUACACCGCAACGAAGAGAUAUAUCCAAAUGCUGAAGAAUUUAUCCCUGAAAGGUUUUUGGAUGAAGAAAAUAAGGCGAAAUUUAUAUUUGGAUAUUUACCGUUUAGCGCCGGUGCCAGAAACUGCAUUGGACAAAAGUAUGCUAUGAAUCAAAUGAAAAUAGUUGUAUCAACCAUUUUACGGAAUGCUAAGUUUCAAUCCUUAGGACGCAAAGAAGAUAUUCGAAUUAGUACGCAAUUAAUAACAAGAAUAGAGUCACUUCCAAAGAUGAAAUUUUAUAAGCUUUAA